Molecule: messenger RNA, 3741 nt
Organism: Stylonychia lemnae
Lineage: Eukaryota; Ciliophora; Spirotrichea; Sporadotrichida; Oxytrichidae
Source: the annotation of a GenBank genome assembly
AUGAUCGAGUCUACAGCCUAUUUUGAGUCUUAUUAUCAUGUACUUAAGAAGAUUAAAUAAAUGGAUAAAUGGGACUAUGUUCCAUUUGAGGAAUAUCUUACGGGACAUAACAAAGAUUUUAUAAGGCUUCCAGCCAUCUAUGAGGAAUUAGAGGAGUAUUAAUAGGUAUAGUUUAAUUAAAAGAUAGUUGAAGGAAUAAAUACAGCAAAACUCGAUAAUAACUAGGCAAAAGCAAUGAAUGCUUGCUUAAAAAAGGAACUUGCACUUAUUCAAGGACCUCCUGGCACAGGUAAAACCUAUGUCGGAGAACAUUUUGUCAAAAUUUUGAUUGAUAACAAAAAGUUCUGGAGAGAAAAUAAAGGCCCAAUACUUAUAGUCUGUUAUACAAAUCAUGCCCUAGAUCAGUUCCUGAAUUUGAUAAGUAAAUAUACAAUGAAUUUUGUAAGAAUCGGAGGCAGAAGUCAAGAUGAAUCUCUAAAAAAUCAUUCUAUUUAACAAUACAUUAAAGAUAGAAAAAUAUCCUACCCAAAGUCUUACAAAUAUGCUUUUGAAGGAUACUAAAAGAAAGAUUAUACUAAGGCACUUUAGCAUUUCACAGAGACGUUAUUAGUAGAACCUGAUCUACCAGUCUUAUUUUGGCUUGGUCUUAUUGAUUUAGACAAAUACAUUUAGGAUUUGAUACCCUAAAUUGUACUUUCACAGUAGCAUCAAAUGUUUGAACAGGACUUGUAUUACAAUUUGGAUGAUUUAAAUCAAAGAGAAAAGGAAUAUGAAGAAAUAUUAGAUCAAAAGGAUAUUUACUAUAGUAAAAGUGAUGCUUAAUAUUAUGAAAAAAAAUAUUUCAACCUAACUUAGCUUUAUAAACAGCAGACACAAUCAGAUUUCUUUUUUAAAUAAGGAAAUAUGAUGUAGUGUAUUCAAAGUGGACAAUAAAUAGGUAAAGCAGGCAAAUUAGCUGAAAGAGAUUACCCUUUGUUUAACUUAAGAAUGGAGAGAAGAUGGUAGCUGAACAACUAUUAUGCAGACAACUAAGACAUUUCUUAAUUCUAGGAGCUUCAUCAAUUAAUAGAAGAAUACAAAAUAAAAUUCCAGAGAAGAUAGGAGUUGCAAAGCAUAGUUACAUGCAAAGCUCUUAAAUAAGCAGACAUAGUUGCUAUGACUACAACAGGUUGUGCUAAGAACAGUGAUAUGAUGAAAGAUAUAAAUUUCCCAAUAGUAAUCGUAGAAGAAGCCGCUGAGGUAUUUGAAGCUCACAUUUUAACAGCUUUAAGUUAGAAAACUGAACAUCUAAUUUUGAUUGGUGAUCAUCAAUAACUUAGACCUUCACCAGCAGUCUACGAACUUGAGAAAACUUACAAUUUAGAUAUGUCUAUGUUUGAAAGACUAGUGAAAAAUAAAUUCGAAUAUACAACUCUUAGUAAUUAAAGAAGGAUGAGACCUGAAAUAUCCAACAUGGUUAGAUUCCUCUACCCAGAACUUACUGAUGAUCCCAAGGUAAAGAAUUAUCCAAACAUUAAAGGAGUGGAUAAAAAUGUUUUUUUCAUGCAUCAUGAAGAGCUUGAAUAAGAAGAUGAAGGAUUAUCCUCAAAGCUUAAUAAGUUUGAGGCUGAACUGAUUAUCAAUUAUGCUAAUUACCUCAUUUAGUAGAAUUACCAGCCUAAUCAAAUAACAAUUUUAUCACUUUACUAAGCCUAAUCAUUCUACAUUAAGAAAUAGAUAAGAUAGAACUAUCUAGAUAUUACACAUCCAUUGAAUCGCAUAAAAAUAAUCACUGUAGAUAACUUUUAAGGAGAAGAAAAUGAUAUAAUUAUUCUAUCCCUUAAAUUAAAUAAGGAAGUGAUUUUUAAAAUGUUCCAGAAGGAGGAUGCCUUGAUAAUUGUGAUUCAAGAUUACCCUGUGGACAUAAAUGCGAGAGGUUAUGCCAUAAUUUUGAAGUAAAUGAAAUAAAUAAAACAGGCCAUGAUAAUGAUAAAUGUCUCAAGCCAUGCUAAAGAGUAAAUCCAUGUGGUCAUGAAUGCAAUUACAAAUGUUUUGAGUGCAAGAAUAUUUUAUCUGAUUGCAAAGUAAAAGUUUAAGUCAAAAUAUAGAAGUGUGGACAUGUAAACUAAGUUGAAUGCUUUAAAAGCAAAGAUUUAUAAUGCUAAAAUGAUUGCUAAAAAGUUAAGAACUGUGGUCACAGAUGCUAGAAAAAGUGUUACUACGAUUGUUCUUUAGACAAAUGUGGAGUUAAUGUUUCCAAAAUUUUACCUACAUGCAAGCAUGAAGUAGAGAUUAAAUGUUUUAUCAGUCCUAAAGAAUUCGAGUAAAAUGGUAAUAUUCCUUUCAAUUAUAACUACUUUAGAUGGAUGCUACAUUAAAUGUGGAUAGAUACUAGAGUGCGGACAUCCUUGCGCAGAAAAAUGUGGAACAUGCCAAAAGAAAUUUUUCCAUGGUUUUUGCGACUAAAAAUGUAAUAGAACUUUAUUUUGUGGGCAUAUUUGCAAGGAUAAUUGUGCUAAAGAAUGCUCAGCCUGUGAAGCAAAAUGCGAGACCAAAUGUGCGCAUUCUAAAUGCCAGCAAAAGUGCUACUAUCCAUGUAAAUAGUGUAUUGAGCCUUGCGAGAUAGGAUGUAUUCACUCAAAAUGCUCUAAAAAAUGCCACGAACCUUGUGAUAGGUAAAUUUGCAACGAACCGUGUCCUUUAAAAUUAAAAUGUGAGCAUGACUGCAUUGGCUUAUGUGGAGAUAUUUGUCCUUAAGUAUGCAGAAUUUGUAAUAAAGAUGAUGAGACUUUCACAAUAUUUUUUGGGCUUGAAGAUGAACCCGAUUCCAGAUUUGUUUAAAUAGAUUGCGGGCACAUUUUUGAGUCAUAAUAAUUAGACAGAUGGGUAAAUAAAACAGAAGAAUCAAGUGAUGAUUAAGAAGAAAGUAAACAAUAAAAUAAUGAGUAGAAUAAUAAUUCUUAAUCUUCCUUUAUUAAAUUCCCAGAAUGUCCAAAAUGCAAAUAAUUGAUAAGAAAAUCCUAAAGAUAUCAAAAUAGAAUAAACUAGGUACUUAAUGACAUAAAUGUUCUUAAAUCGAAAGUUGAAAGUUAAACAGAAAAUUUGAAGAAGAAAGUAGAGUAAAUGCAAGAUACAUACAAACAAUUUCAUCAGAAAAAGUUAGAGUGUGACAAUAAGUUCAUUCAAGAAAUUUAAACCUUACUUAGUUAAUGGUUCUCAAUGUUUAACUAAUUUAAGCAAAAUCCUGUAGUACUACAGAACUUAGAACGAAAACUAAUACUGAUACAGAUAUUUAUUUCCUGCUAGAAAUAUUUGUCUUAACAAGGAUGGGGAAUGGUAAGUCAAAAUCUCACCUUGUAGAUGUAAUGCAACGAAUUCUUGAGAGUUAUCAAAAAGAACAAAUUCAUUAUUGACGAUAAUGAAUUUGAAUCUUAUAAGAAACUUGCGGAACAAAUUGAUCAGUCAAUAGACUUUAAAUAAUUAGUCAAAUAAUUAGGAGAUGCAAUAGGAAUAUCUGGAGGAAGAUGGUUCAAGUGCAAAAAUGGUCAUUUCUAUGCAAUUGGAGAAUGUGGUGGUGCAAUGGAAGAGAGUAGAUGUCCUGAAUGCAAAGAAGUCAUUGGAGGAAAGGAUCAUUAGUUAGCAGAAGGAAAUCAAUUCGCUAGUGAGAUAGAUUCAGAGUCUAGACCUGCGUGGGAUCCUUAAGGCUUUAAUCAAAGAGUCUUAAAUGGUCAAAUAGAUCUAAGAUAGAUUAUUCACGACUGA